GCCACUAGAUACACUGAACACAGAAUGGCUUGACGGCCCUGGUACAUCUGCUUUCUCUGCCGUUUCUAUCACAUUUUAUCUAUGAGCUUCCUCCGUCGCCGCACAGAAUUUUUUUUUCAUCAAACGUAGGAGAUAGGGGGACAAAAAAAAAACAAGCAAAAACCCCACAACAAAUGCAACUGUCUCCCCUCAUAUGUCGAAAAAAUUUGCCAUCGGCUCUGCGACGCUUGUGUUGUUUGUAGGAACCAACUGCACCUUUUAUCCGGAAACUUCAUCUGGUGGCGCUAAUGAACAGACCUACCUGUAUACGUUGAAAACUCAUAUCAUACAGUAGGUGGCUUUUUAAGUUACCGCAAAUUACUUAAAAGUGAGCGGGAGGGGGGUAUUUUAACGCCAAUAGCGAAGGUGUAAUUACUUAACACUUGCAAACAUGGCUGCUGGGGGAACGGCAGUGGGAAAAGUUUGACACCGACGUGGGAGAAGUUGUAUGCGAAUGCUAGUUUAGGUACAUGAGUUUGUUGGCGAGAUAAUAAAGUCGUCAGUAGUCUCCCUCCAGCCUGGCACCGCUUUCCCCGGACUUACAACCCAGUGGAUGAACCGUGAGAGAGCCCCCUCCUCCUCUGUAGUCACCGCCGACAGUCACUGCAGUGUGGACUUUAGUGGGGGAACUGUGGUGUCUUCUUCUCCAUCGUGAGCUGUGGUGGCGUUUUUUGAGGACUUGUCGUCGGGCAGCAGCCUGUGUUUCGAGCUAAAAAAAUGCAUUUCUCCAUCCCCGAAACGGAGGUUCGUUCGGGGGAAAAUGGAUCAACCUACGUGGCCUACAACAUCCAUGUCAAUGGUGUGCUGCACUGUCGGGUACGCUACAGUCAACUUCUUGGCCUACAUGAACAGAUAAAGAAAGAAUAUGGCAGCAAUGUGGUGCCUGCGUUCCCUCCAAAGAAGAUCUUCACACUGACUCCUGCUGAGGUCGAACAGAGACGAGAACAGCUGGAGAAAUACAUGCAGGCUGUGCGUCAAGACCCCUUGCUUGGAGCCAGCGAGAUGUUCAACAGCUUCUUAAGGAAAGCACAACAGGAGACGCAGCAGAUUCCCACAGAAGAAGUCGCUUUAGACAUCUGCCUCUCCAACGGUCAGAAGGUUACAGUCAACAUUCUGACCUCGGAUCAGACGGAGGAUGUGCUUGAUGCUGUUGCAACAAAGCUUGACCUUCCUGAUGACCUCGUUGGUUACUUCAGUCUCUUCCUCAUCCGUGAGGGCGUGGAUGGAGGUUUAACAUUUGUGCGGAAGCUGCAGGAGUUUGAGCUGCCUUAUGUAUCCAUUACCAGCUUGCGGAGCUCUGAAUUUCACAUACUCCUACGGAAAAGCUACUGGGACAUGGCGUAUGAUGGGGAUGUCAUGGACAACAGAGUUGGCCUGAAUUUGCUUUACGCCCAGACAGUGUCUGACAUUGAGCGAAACUGGAUACUCGUCAACAAAGACCAGCACCGGCAGCUCAAAUCGCUGCAGGAGAAGGGCUCCAAGAAAGAAUUCAUCCAUCUAGGUCAGACUCUCAAAUAUUAUGGUUAUAUCAAGUUUGACCCUUGUAUCACUGACUUCCCCGAGAAGGGCUGCCAAGUCAUCGUAAGUGCAGGCAACAAUGAGCUCAACUUCCACGUCAAGCUGCCCAACGAACAGAUGAAGGAGGGAAGCUUCAAGGUCACUCGCAUGAGGUGUUGGCGAGUCACGUCUUCUCAAGUCCCCAUAGCCAACGGCACCACCAAUCCCUGCAGCUCCUCCAAAUGCGAGGUCAAACUGGAGCUCGCCUUCGAGUAUCUGAUGAGCAAGGACCGCCUCCAGUGGGUCACCAUCACCAGUCAACAGGCCAUCAUGAUGAGUAUCUGCCUUCAGUCUAUGGUGGACGAAUUAAUGGUGAAGAAGUCAGGUGGCAGCAUAAAAAAG
This is a messenger RNA of Morone saxatilis (striped sea-bass), 1938 nucleotides long. RefSeq names its product sorting nexin 17 (gene snx17). Gene Ontology annotation, biological process: signal transduction; intracellular protein transport. Gene Ontology annotation, cellular component: early endosome. The record is from RefSeq and is a predicted model, not a curated record. NCBI's taxonomy places the organism in Eukaryota, Metazoa, Chordata, Actinopteri, Moronidae. Gene Ontology annotation, molecular function: phosphatidylinositol binding.